GCUCGGGAGGGAAAGGAAGGGCUUCGGGGCUGAGUCAGAGGCGAGAGAGUCCUUGGCCAGCCUUCAGCCCGGAUCAUUGGAGCAGGAGCCGCCGACGGGAUGCUCGCCUGCCUCGUCCUGGGACUGGGGCUCUGCGCCUUGGCCCUGAGAGUCGCCCAAGGAGAGCCCUUGACAGCUACUGCUUGCCCUGGAGGCCAGUCCUGGAGCCCUGAUUUGGAGAAAUGCAUGGAUUGCGCUGUGUGCCGAUUCCAGAACAUGAAUGACUUCUGUUCUUCAUGUGGAGACCCUCAACCUCCAGACACAUUCAAUUUGUGGCUCUUUGUGGGAGUGCCUUUGGCAGCUGUCUUUCUGCUGAGUCUUACUGUGGGCAUAAUAACUUAUGCCCGCUGUCGGCGGCGGGAAAAAUUCACCACCCCCAUUGAGGAGACCGGAGGGCACUCGGCUCAGGAAUCGCUGAUACACUGAAGAUCUUUCCCGCAGCAUUUCAAACGAAAGAAGAGAUGUCAACUUUCAUUACCUCUGGCUUUUUCUGAAGAUACCAGGAGGACAUUUUCUUCUGCCCUGGAGUUCAGGGCCUUACAUUCAUUUGAGCGCAUAGAUGGGCACAUGAGAAGCUGAUGUGCUGUGAGGUCAACUGCUCCAGUGCCUUGUAAACAUUUCAGGAAAAACAAGACAAAAAGUAUUGGUGAUCCCUUUUGUAAAGGCACAUCAGCCUUCCCCUUAAUUUUUUUUUGGCUACUGGGAAGGAGCAGAAGGGAUCAAUUAAAUCUUCCAGGAUCUAAUGCCUCAUAUUGAGGCGCUUGAUUUUUCGUAACUGGGAUACAGCUGUGGGGAAACUUGCAGCUCCCACAUCCUGGAAGAUCACAGAUGCUGCUGUGACAUUUCCCUUUGGGGAGCAGCUUAAAGCAAAUCUAAAUGUGAUUUCCUCCAUGAUUUAUAUACAGCUGGCCCUCCACAUGAGUGGGUUUAACUUUUGCGGGAUUAUUCAGAAAUUGACCAUAGCUAGAGUUUCCUAAUGGAAACAUUUCUCUGGGGUCCUUCAGCACAAGUCUAUAGUCAGCUGAAGUCAUGAUAGAAGACCUAGAGAUUCCUAGUGAGAACACUUCUGUAGGCUAUCGAACACAUGUCCAUAGUCAACAUCUGGUGAAAGUUGACCAUAGAGUUACAUUAAAGGACCUAGGGAUUCCUAGAGAGGUUAAUUAUCUUAAGUAUUUGUAAGACCUCCAGGUCUGUGGUCAACAUCUGGAGAAGUUCAACUUAGAGUAGGCAUGGGCAAACUUGGGCCGUCCAGGUGUUUUGGACUUCAACUCCCAUCAUUCCUAACAGACUCAGGCCCCUUCCUUUUCCCCCUCAGCCGCUUAAGCGGCUGAGGGGGAAAAGGAAGGGGCCUGAGUCUGUUAGGAAUGAUGGGAGUUGAAGUCCAAAACACCUGGAAGACCCAAGUUGGCCCAUGCCUGCCUUAGAGUGACACUGGAGAACCUAAAGAGGUAUUCUUUCAAGUUUAAAAAAGUGUUUUUAAUUGUGAUUUUUCCACUUUUGCGUGGGUCUUGCACCCCAAACCAAUGUGGAGGGCCCAUUGUAUAUACUUGGAGAGAGAGAAAAAAAUAGUGUGUUAAGGCUCUCCAAGGGCCCUUUUUGACACUACACAACAAUAUCACUAUGAUUCCACUCCAUCCUGUUGGGAUUCUGACACUGGCCAUUGAGAAUUCUCUGUCGGGAAGCUUUAGUGCAGGCAAGGGCGAACUUUGGCCCUCCAGAUGUUUUGGACUUCAACCCCCACAAAUCCUAACAAAUCCGAAAUCCCUGGAGGGCCAAAGUUUGCCCGUGCCUGCCUUAGUGGCUCCUCAAACGACAAAUCCCAAAAGUUUAUAGGGGAACCAUAAUGUUAUCCAUGUGUCGCGUGACAAGAGUCCUGGGAGAAGGACAAGAUGAGCCACUUGUGCGGUUUUCUCUUUGCAGCGGCUGGGCCAUUGUGAAGAGGGGAAAAAGAAAGGUCACAAGUUAAAUAGGAACUACGUUGAUGUGAGUUCCUCCCUCCUCCUGCUCCUCUUCCUCGGUGCUCGUGCAGAGAGGGUGCUAUUUAUGUCUUCUAUUAUCACAAAGAGAACUUUUAAUUAUCUAAGUGUGUGUUUUCCAGGCGUGAUUUUUUAAAGAAAAAAUCAACAGCAUGUCAGAAUGAAUUAGAGUUGGUGAGUUUAAAUAAAAUAAAGUUUAAUUCUUGAUGAAA
Anolis carolinensis (green anole) is the source of this 2227-nucleotide messenger RNA. It is a transcript of the gene tnfrsf12a, whose product is annotated as TNF receptor superfamily member 12A. Gene Ontology annotation, cellular component: plasma membrane. Gene Ontology annotation, molecular function: protein binding. The record is from RefSeq and is a predicted model, not a curated record. Lineage: Eukaryota; Metazoa; Chordata; Lepidosauria; Squamata; Anolidae. The transcript is spliced from 5 exons. The coding region runs from base 100 to 465 and encodes 121 amino acids. Gene Ontology annotation, biological process: positive regulation of extrinsic apoptotic signaling pathway.